Messenger RNA from Gigantopelta aegis, 5278 nucleotides. Its product is annotated as bromodomain adjacent to zinc finger domain protein 1A-like. Gene Ontology annotation, biological process: chromatin remodeling. Lineage: Eukaryota; Metazoa; Mollusca; Gastropoda; Neomphalida; Peltospiridae. Gene Ontology annotation, molecular function: protein binding. The transcript has 24 exons. The record is from RefSeq and is a predicted model, not a curated record. Bases 388 to 5130 code for a protein of 1580 amino acids.
AAAAUAAUGUGUGUACAACCACAAUGCACGUAUAUUCAUAAACUACAAUCUAUUUUCUACAACUUUUAUAAGUUUCAUGUCAAUCAAUAAAGAAUUAAACAUUCAAACUGUCAAUUUAUUAUCCCCACUACCAAACACGUUUUCUACUACAUAUCCAUUUAUUUCAGGCUGGUCAACGCAUGACCUCUUUGUGAAGAGAGUACGCCAUAAGUGAUCACGUCUUCAGAUCAGUGCCAAUUUCGUAGACGUUUUGGGUCAAAUAUGUUUUAAUUCAUCACAUAAAUGGCUUCUUAAGUAUAUUAGUGUACCGGAGAUUUUAAUAGGGAGCAGCAAGGACCACUUUCAACCACUCAGAAGCACUCUUUGUUUUUCCCUCCAAAAUUCAACAUGCCUCUUUUACGACGGCAACCAUUUCGUCCGGAAAAACCCUCGCCUCAACUACGUGACGAUGAUGAGGUCUUCUACUGCAAGAUCACCAAUGAAAUAUUCGCAGACUAUGAAAUGUUCUUUGAGCGAAUCAUUUUGUGCAACAGUUUGGUGUGGUCAUGUUCUAUUACAAACAAAUCCGGGAUGACAUACCAGGAGGCACUGGAGUGCGAAGAGAAAGCCAAGAAGAACCUGGCCACGUUCCCCAAGUAUCUGCAGCUGCCGAUUCUCUUCCUUGUCUCGCUGACCCACAGGCGCAGUCUCGGUGACCUCAAUGAUGACAUCUUUGUUUAUGCCAAGGAUCGCUUCUUCAUCGGUGAAGUUGUUGACGUCGCGAUUGGGAAUGACAGAAAAUCCUGUACCAUCACGAAGGUUGUUCCACCAGCACCACCCAAGGAGAAUGGUGAUGUAAUUGUUAUUGACUGUGACAGUGAUUCUUCUGAAAAGGCUGGUACAUCUGGUAAAUCUGCCAACUUUGGAACUGAUCCGUCCAGGUUUCAGUAUGUUGUACAGCUGAUGGGAAAGACUGGUACUAUCAUAGUCAAAGCAUCCAAAAUUAGCCGAAAACGUGGCUUGUACACAAGAGACAAGAGUAAACUGUUUCUGAAGUACAACUGUGAACCUCAAGAUGGCAUUUGGCAAGUAAAGCCUGAAAUUGUUCGGAAGCUAAACCUGUCGGUGGCAAGGUUCACAGAUUUCUUUGCUGGGAAUGUUCCUUCUUUUGUUAUGUCAAAAGCCCGCAAGAAAGGUCCUGCUAAGACCAUUCAUACAAGUGAGGUGGAAUCCACUGUUGAUGAGAGAAAGAAGGCAAAGAAAAGAGAAGAAAAGAUGAAAAAGAAAGAAGUGCCAGUGGAAGACCCUGCUAUGGAGCCCAGAUUGACCCCCGAGGAGAGAGCGAUUCUCCAGGAGCAGAUAAAACAGGAGAAGCUUGCAGAAAAGAUGGCAAAGAAAGAAGAACUUAAAAAAAAGAUGGAGGAAGAGAAACUAAGGAGGAAAGAAGAGAAGGCCAAGGAACGUGAAAAGCUCCGAGAGGAAAAACGCUUACAGCUGGAAGUUCUGAGAGAAUGGAACCGUCAGAGGGACGACUUGGAAUGCGAUGACUUAAAACUUCUGCCCGAGUUUUGUCCAGUAACGACGCGAGUCCCGGGAGAACUGUUUGGUGGGGCCGUCAUGGUGCUAGAGUUUGUACACAUCUUCAAGUCAAUCUUCGACUUUAAACAGUUCUUCCCAAAAGGAUUUACAUGGGGAAUGCUGGAGUCUGCGUUGCUCGACCACGACGUUGACGGCCCGCUGUGCGACCUACUUCAGAUGCUGCUUCUCGCCAUCUUCAACCUGCAGGAAGAGGAGGCCGAGGAAGUCGAGGAACUCGAACUCAGCAAGAAUGAACCCAGUAUUGAACAUCUGGAUGAAACUUUGGAGCAGGACUGGUCGACCAAUCAGAUGAUUCACUCCGCCACUGUAAUGUCACAGAACCCGCAAGUCUUUCAUGGAAUGCCGUUAAAAGAAAUGCUACUUGAUCAAUUUACAUUAACUGAAAUACUCCGCAUCCACAUUCUCUCAUCGGGGGCACGAGCUGGCGUGAAGAAUGCCCGAUUUCGUUACCAGCAGAGGGGUGGCUACACCUCUUUAGAUGAUGCAGGACUGGCCCUGCGCUACGAGGACCCUGCUGUUUUGAAAGCCCUGUCAUCAGAUAACAUAUUUGACCUGUCACCAGCUGACAAGUUAAAAGUUAUCAACACACUAAUUCAGCAAAUCAUGUCUUACGCUGCUACAAGAGAUAUCAUAGAAGAGAGUUACGAGAAACUUCGACUGCUCAAAUACGAACUUAAGCAGUUACAGUGGGCGGAACAAAGACGUGAACGUGAAGAAACGCAAGCAAGGUACAGGAAGCGAAUGGAAGAGCGGCAGAGAGAACAGGAGCGAAGACUUCUCAAGAUGCAGGAGAGAGAACAGCAUAUGAGAGAGGAAGAAAACAGAUCCCAGCAGGCAAAUGGAGACAUUACAGUGAUUGAUGGAACCAAACUAAAACCAUUGUUAGUGGAUGGAGACCGUAACACGCCCAGUCCAAGUGUUGUCAUUGACGACGAGGUGACUGCCGAGGAGAAGGAGGCCGUGAGGAUGAGAGAGCAGGAGGAGGAGGCCCGGAAGAAAGCCCUGUUUGAGAAGAAAGAACACGAGAUGAUCCUGAAGAUUCUCGAAUAUCAGAGAACUAAUGCAAUCUACCCAAUAGGCAGGGACCGGAUGUACCGGCGGUAUUGGUUGUUUCACUCGCUGCCGGGACUGUUUGUCGAAGAUAAUGAACUGUUUGUGCCCGACGACAUCAUCAAUCCGGUUCUGCAGGAUCCCGAUUCCAAACCGUCGUGUAAAAACGAAGCUAGCAUUCCAGUUUUGACGGCAGCUGAGGAAAAUAACACGAGCACCAGUAGCGACAAGGAGAACCAGGUUCUUGAGACUCCGACUAAGGAUGCCAAUGGUGUGCCGGAAGAUUUAACUAAUGGCAUGACUGUACCAUCCAACCCAAGGCUGGAUGUCUUGAAGAAAUCCGAUGAGGAUUUAAUAGUGAUUAGUGAUUCAGAAAGUGACAGUCAGGUUAUAAAAGAUGCUGCUGCUGUUUCCAAGAUGGAGGUGGUGGACGGAGCCCCACCCAAACUGGAGGCGGUGGACGGAGCUCCGCCCAAACUGGAGGCAGAAGCUCCACUUCCUGUGCGGGACACUGAAAUCACGAGACAGAUUCGGCAGCGGCCGUGUGUCAAGUGGUUGUUUGUCAGUGACCUGGAGCUCGUUGACAGGCUGGUGAACAGCUUGAACAGCCGGGGUUUCCGCGAGAGUGGUUUGAAACAGUCGCUCGUGGAACUGAAAGUGGUCCUGUAUAAACUGUUGAAACACUGUCCGGUGAAUGAACUGACGCAGCCACCGGAUGCGAUUGAAGAGGCUCGUGUGAAAGCGCUGUCAAUGACGCGGGGAAUUCUCGGGAAGAAGGCGGCCAUGGGGACCGUGAAAAAUGAUUCAGCAGAGGAGACUCUCGAACUCAACCUCAGAGACAUGCUGUUAGAUUUGGAAGAUAGAAUAUACGCUGGGGCGCUAGGACUUGUAAAGACCGAUGACCGCCUGUUGUGGCGCGACACCAUUGAGCAAGGUGGAUACAGCCCACUUACGUCAGACCCACUGUAUGCCAGACCAAAUACACAGGACAAAAAUGGAGUGGAAAAUGAUGUCGCUUCCACCACCUCUACAUCAGACGUGGUUGUCAAGGAUUUGGCACGAGCCUUACUGCAGAUUGCAAUGGGAAUGGAUGAUCGAUUUCUGUUGCUGCCACUUGGUGAAGAUGCGGCGACGAAGAAAGCCAAGCAAAAGGCUGUUCUUGAAGCUAUGAAGGAGAAAAAUAAGAAGAUGAAGGCAAAGAGAGAGAAAGAUAAGGAAGAAGAGAGUGAAGAAGAGAAACCUGAAGUGAAAUCUUCCAAGAAGAAAAUUCUCGAGAGGUGGUCCGAAUCCCUCCUGUCCUGUACAAGUCUUUCCCAGAUAUUUCUCCACCUGGCCACGUUUGAGAAGAGUGUGGCAUGGGCCAAGUCUGCACUGCACGCACGCUGCUGUAUUUGCCGACGGAAGGGCGAUGCCGAAAAGAUGCUGUUGUGUGAUGGGUGUGACAAAGGACAUCACAUGUACUGUCUCAAGCCAAAACUUGACAAAAUUCCAGCGGGAGAUUGGUUUUGUAUAAACUGUCGACCCAAGGAGGUGAAGCGAAGUCCUCGGAAAGAUCGUCGUCGCACGUUCAGCCAAGAGGAGUCAGCCGAGGAAAACGGUUCCAGUGAUGAAGAUAAGGAAGAAGAAGAGAUUCGAUCUGUGAACAGUGAAGAUGAUUCUGAUGACAGCUCAUGUUCGAGCGACGGAGAUUCGUCCGAGGAUGAAGAAGACGCGCACGAUAACACCUGCACUAAGUGCGGUAAAGCGGGAAUGUUGUUGUGCUGUGACACCUGUUCAGGCUCCUACCACCUCCAGUGUGCUGAUCCGGUACUCAAGAAAGUACCCCGGGGGAAGUGGCAGUGUCACAUCUGUCUCGGGCUCCACAAACACGGCAAAAUAAAGAUUGCAAGAGGUCCAUAUAAGAAGAAAACUCCAGCUAAAAGUUCUACUCCAAACUCAAGCCGACCAGGUUCCCGGCGCGAGAGUCCCCGUGACAGCCCCGUUCCCACCCGCCCGUCGUCACGGAAACACCACCAUGAUUCAGACGAAGACCCUCCACGAAUGAAGAAGAACAAAUCUACCUCUAGACUAUCUCAGGAAAAUCAAUGUGACAAGGAUGCAUCACCUAAGUAUGUCAGUAGUUUCCGUGGCAACAGUACGGUACAGCAGAUGAAGAUGCUGGAAGAAAUCGUGCAGGACUUAAUAAAACACAACGAUGCCUGGCCAUUCCUCAAGCCGGUCAACAAGAAAGAUGUGCCUGAUUAUUACAAAGUCAUCAACAAGCCGAUGGAUUUUUCUACGAUAAGAAACAAACUGCACAAGUUCGCUUAUUCCGAACCUGCGAGCAUUGUGAAAGACGUCCGACAGAUCUUCAUCAACUGCGUGGAAUACAACAAUCGCAAGACACCCGAAUACAAGUCCGGGGGAAACCUGUCCAAGUUGUUUGAGAGCAAACUGAAAGACGUCGGACAUUUUGACAUUCCUAGUACAACCCCACCUCCACCCAAAAAAUCCAAGAAAUAGCUCAUUUUGGAUUCUAUUUAUAUUUGACUUUAGAUAUUUUCUAUAGCUAUGUUGAAUGCUGAUACUUUAAUAAUACUAGAUGUGAUAUUCUCUAGCUAUGCUGGACGCUAGAAGCAAUGCUGAAAUGAUUAAAAGAGAUGAAAUUUUC